AUGGCCCGCGUACCGUUUAUUGGGCGGCUUUUCUGGUUCGAAUACCUAACACUUUUCGGAUCGUUGAUUUUAGUGUUGUUUGAAUGGGUUAUUCAUAUUAUCACCUUCUGUCUUCCCGAGCCGGUCAUCAACUUUUUCUACGAGCGUUCGAAGACCAUCUUCAACUUAGUCAUAACCCCUGAGAGACCAGAGAAUCAGGGGAGGGAGAAACGACGUGCGAAUGCCGUGGCGCACGCCUCAGACUUCGCAGAGAUUUGCUCGAUUUUUGGAUAUGAGGCGGAGGAGCACAUUGUCCAGACCAAAGACGGAUAUCUGCUUGGUCUCCAUCGUCUGCCCAAUCGCAAGGGCGAGGAAAAUCAGACCGUUAACCAGGGCGAGGGGAGCGUCAAGAAGAAGGUCGCGUACCUCCAUCAUGGUUUAAUGAUGUGCAGUGAGGUAUGGGUCUGCUUGACAGAUGAGGAGCGCUGUCUUCCUUUCCAACUAGUGGAAAGAGGGUACGACGUCUGGCUAGGGAACAACCGGGGGAAUAAAUACUCCAAGAAGUCCACCAGAUCCUCUCCGCUAUCGACUGAGUUCUGGGACUUUUCCAUAGAUCAGUUCGCCUUUCACGACAUUCCCGAUAGCAUCAAUUAUAUCCUCGAAUUGACAGGGCAACCCUCUCUGUCGUAUAUCGGUUUCUCGCAAGGAACGGCCCAAGCAUUUGCAACUCUCUCCAUCCACCCACAGUUGAACCAAAAGAUCGACGUCUUUGUCGCUCUUGCACCAGCAAUGUCGCCCGCCCGCAUUUCCAAUCCGGUCGUUGAUUCCCUAAUGAAGGCGUCGCCGAACUUCAUAUUCCUGCUCUUUGGUCGACGCAGCAUUCUUAGCUCGACCACGAUGUGGCAGACUGUUCUUUACCCGCCAAUAUUCAUGCGAAUCAUUGAUACGUCACUUUCCUUUCUCUUCAAUUGGAAGUGCAAGAACAUCAGCCGUAGCCAGAAGAUGGCGGGUUACCUCCACCUCUUCUCGUUCACGAGUACCAAGUCUGUAGUACAUUGGUUCCAGAUAAUUCGCAACAGGAAUUUCCAGUUCUAUGAUGACGAGAUAUAUGCGCCCUUCAGCAUCGCGGCAAGUGAACGAUUCUAUAAACCGGUCAAGUACCCAACGAAAAAUAUCAAGACACCCAUUGUCCUGCUGUACGGCGGCAGCGACAGUCUUGUCGAUAUCGAUGUGAUGCAGAAAGAGCUUCCGCGAGGGACCACGUCGAAGAUAAUUCCUAAGUACGAGCACUUGGACUUCCUCUGGGCGAGCGAUGUGUCGGAGUUGGUUUUCGGCCAUGUGUUCGAAGCAUUAGAUCAGUAUAGCCCCAGCAAGAGACUCCGGGGUGGUAAGAACACGGGCGAGGUCAAUGGCACCUAA
This is a messenger RNA of Aspergillus mulundensis, 1398 nucleotides long. Its product is annotated as sterol esterase. The coding region runs from base 1 to 1398 and encodes 465 amino acids. Lineage: Eukaryota; Fungi; Ascomycota; Eurotiomycetes; Eurotiales; Aspergillaceae. The transcript is spliced from 2 exons. The record is from RefSeq and is a predicted model, not a curated record.